AUGAACAGUCAAUACGUUCGCCGGGAGGUCUUCUGCAGGAACACCUGUAAUGAGCUCAAACGCUUCUGGGAAAAGGAAAUUGGCAAACAGACUUACUACCGAGAAUCAGAGGAACACCGUCUGGGAAGAAGUGCACUGAGAAGGCUCAGAGAAGAAUGGAGGCAGAGGCUGGAAACAAAGCUGAGGCUACGGAAUAACCCAGAUGAGACUGAAAAGCGGGCAAAUGUUGGCUGAGCGCUUCCUGCUGCAUUGACACAAGAGGAUGUAAAGCACCGAGGUCACUCUGCUAGAAGUCAAUGCAAAUCCCUGAGUCCCUUUGCUUUACCAAUCAGAUCUGGUGCUAUUGUUUCCCCAGCUUUGAAGGAAUUUACCUACGAAUGGUUCCCCAAUGCUAAAUGGGAGUUAUUAUUCAAGUCAGUCCUGUUUGCACAUCUCUAAAGAUGAGGUUAUUUAAGACCAAAACUCCA
This is a messenger RNA of Trichechus manatus latirostris (Florida manatee), 467 nucleotides long. It is a transcript of the gene FAM240A, whose product is annotated as family with sequence similarity 240 member A. The record is from RefSeq and is a predicted model, not a curated record. NCBI's taxonomy places the organism in Eukaryota, Metazoa, Chordata, Mammalia, Sirenia, Trichechidae. Bases 1 to 234 code for a protein of 77 amino acids. The transcript is spliced from 2 exons.